AUGUACGGACAACAACCAAUUAUAGUACUGAGCCAAAACACAAAACGUGACUCCGGCCGGAAAGUUCAACUCGAAAAUAUAAAUGCUGGGAAGACAAUAGCGGACGUUAUAAGAACAUGCCUUGGUCCCCAAGCAAUGUUGAAAAUGUUGAUGGACCCCAUGGGAGGGAUUGUAAUGACUAACGACGGCAAUGCUAUCCUCAGAGAAAUCACUGUGCAACACCCAGCUGCUAAAACCAUGAUAGAAAUUGCGAGAACCCAAGAUGAAGAGGUUGGUGAUGGAACAACAUCAGUCAUUGUACUAGCUGGAGAAAUCUUAGGUGUGGCAGAACAAUUCCUCGCACAAAAUAUUCACCCUACUGUCAUUAUUAGGGAAUAUAGACAAGCCCUUGAAGAUGCAGUUAAAUUGCUGCAGGAGAAAAUAUCGGUUCCUGUAGAUUUGAAUGAUAAGGAUAAGAUCAAGGAAGUGAUACGAUCAUGUGUGGGAACCAAGUACAUUGGUCGCUGGGCUGAUCUUGCAGUUGAUAUAGCCCUUGACGCUGUCAAUACUGUCACUAUCAAUGACAAUGGAAGAGUAGAGGUUGAUAUUAAAAACUAUGCUAAGGUUGAAAAGAUUCCUGGUGGGACAGUUGAAGAGUCAAAGGUAUUAAAUGGUAUCAUGAUCAAUAAGGAUGUGACACAUCCCAAAAUGAAAAGAUUGAUUGAAAACCCUAGAAUUAUUUUAUUGGACUGUCCAUUGGAGUACAAGAAGGGAGAAAGUCAGACCAAUAUUGAGAUUGCUGAUGAACAGGACUUCACCAAACUCCUGCAACUGGAAGAGGAGCAUGUGCAACGUCAAUGUGCUGACAUCAUUGCUCUCAAACCAGAUGUUGUCUUCACCGAGAAGGGAGUCUCAGAUCUUGCUCAGCACUAUCUUGUUAAAGCUGGCAUCACUGCUAUUCGCAGACUACGCAAAACAGACAAUAACCGUUUAGCCCGUGCGUGUGGCGCCACAAUCGUUAACCGUACUGAAGAGCUCAAGGAGAGUGACGUUGGUACUCAGGCUGGAAGAUUUGAGGUCAAGAAGAUUGGUGAUGAGUACUUCACCUUUAUCACCGAAUGUAAGAAUCCUAAGGCGUGCACCAUCCUUCUACGUGGAGCCUCUAAAGAUGUGUUGAACGAGAUUGAGAGAAAUCUGCAAGAUGCUUUACACGUUGCAAAGAAUUUGGUUCUGUGUCCGCGUCUGGUGGCGGGCGGUGGUGCAGUGGAGAUGGCAGUAUCUCAGGCUUUGUCUGCUAACUCCUCACACAACACACCCUACAGGGCUAUUGCUACUGCACUUGAAAUAAUCCCGCGUACGCUCGCCCAAAACUGUGGUGCAAACACAAUUCGUACGUUGACUGCGUUACGUGCACGUCACGCGGCGGGCGCCACUGUUGCCAGCACUGCGGGCAUCGACGGGGAGACGGGAGAGAUCGUGGACAUGGCUGCUAAGGGAAUUUGGGAACCGCUGGCUGUUAAGUUGCAGGUCUACAAAACGGCUGUGGAGACAGCGAUAAUGUUGUUGAGGAUUGAUGACAUUGUAUCCGGUUCGAAGAGGAAGGAUGGAAAAGAACCCGCUGCGCCGGCGCAGAUGGCCCAACAAGAAUAA
Messenger RNA from Pieris macdunnoughi, 1629 nucleotides. The record is from the annotation of a GenBank genome assembly. NCBI's taxonomy places the organism in Eukaryota, Metazoa, Arthropoda, Insecta, Lepidoptera, Pieridae.